This is a messenger RNA of Eurypyga helias (sunbittern), 499 nucleotides long. RefSeq names its product acyl-CoA binding domain containing 7 (gene ACBD7). Gene Ontology annotation, molecular function: fatty-acyl-CoA binding. NCBI's taxonomy places the organism in Eukaryota, Metazoa, Chordata, Aves, Eurypygiformes, Eurypygidae. The record is from RefSeq and is a predicted model, not a curated record. Gene Ontology annotation, biological process: fatty acid metabolic process.
CACAGCCCUUGAGAGGAAAACUAACACUUUCUUUGUUUCAUCAGGCUGACUUCGAUCAGGCUGCAGAAGACGUAAAAAAAUUGAAAACAAGACCAACUGAUGAAGAACUGAAGGAACUGUAUGGAUUCUACAAACAGGCCACUGUUGGAGAUAUUAAUAUUGAAUGUCCAGGAAUGCUAGAUUUGAAAGGCAGAGCCAAAUGGGAGGCGUGGAACCUGAAAAAAGGUUUAUCAAAGGAGGAUGCCAUGAAUGCCUACAUCUCUAAAGCAAAAGCAAUGGUAGAAAAAUACGGGAUUUAGAAUACUCAAAAUAAUUCCCACUAAUAACUGACCCUUCAGUAGCUAUUGAACUAACUGUUGAGAAAAACGUAAUGCUAACUCCCUACCGUGCCGUCUGACAGUAAUAUCUUUUAAGCAUAAACUUAAAACUGUAAAGGGUGUGUACGUACAUACUCUAUUUUUAGACUGUAUCUUAUUCUAAAUAAAUUUGAACCUAAAAA